CUGAGCCCUUGGGCUGUGAUAGAAUAAUGAAGGCAAUGAUAAUAAACGUCUGGCUCGUGUUUAUAAUGCGCGGAAUAUAUGAAGACUCCCAUCACACAAGAAUAUAAAGGGGUUGAUGAUGCUCUGUUCAGUGGAUGUGUACGGACGGGUGUUCAGUCUGUCUGCCGCCAGAGGGCGCUGGACACGCGCAUCUGAUCUGCUGCUCGAGCUGAAGCGCGUGUCAGGCUCUCAGCACUGCUGCUGGGGAGUUGGCUGUGACAAUCAGCUUUAUCUCAAUGUCUUCCCCUGUGAUGUGCCUAUCCGACACCUGGAAGAGACCUAUGAGAACCAGAGAUGGAACCCAGUUGAAGGUUAUACAGACACACUUCUGCCGACAGAUCGCUGGCAGUGGACAGAUGAGUCUGGCUUGAAUCAACAGCCUCUUCACAGCUUUGUGUUGCCUUCUGCUAACUGGGAGUGGGAGGGCGACUGGUACGUGGAUGAUGAAAGCUGUGGAAGAGAAUCCACUGAGACCGGGGGAUGGCAGUAUGCAGUGGACUUUCCUGCCAUCUUCACCAAAGAGAAGAAGUGGAACUCAUGUGUCCGUCGCAGGCGAUGGCUUCGCUACAGGAGAUACAAAGCGCUGGGAUCAUGGGCCAAGGUGCCUUUGGAAAGAGGCAGACCUCCUGCAGAACCCUUCAUUGACAUCAGCUGUGGAGGAUGGGACAUGAGUGACAGUCCUGAAAACCACAUUUAUCUGUGGGCCGUGUCGCAACAAGGGAAGGUGUGGUUCUGCACGGGAAUCAAGCACCAGAACCCUGAAGGUUCCGGCUGGGAGUCUGUCCAGGUGCCCAGAGAGGUGGCCCAGGUCAGCGCGGGGCCGAGAGACCUGCUGUGGGUUGUUCUCUGGGAUGGACAACUGCUGGUCAGAACGGGCGUCAGCAAAGACUGUCCUAAAGGUUCGUCGUGGGAGUUGGUAGAGUCCCCAAAUCAGAAAGGAGUUGUUCAUUGCGCAGUGGGCGUUGGUGUGGUUUGGGCUGUUACUAAGGACAACAAAGUUUGGUUCCGGAGGGGAGUGAAUUCCCACAAUCCCACUGGCUCAGGCUGGAUCAGUAUUGGUGGAGAGAUGGUGAUGCUAAGUGUGGGGCCCAAUGACCAAGUAUGGGGGGUUGGCAGCGAUGACCGGACGGUGUAUUUUCGUCAUGGUGUGACGGCCACAGAGGUGACGGGCAGGUCAUGGGUCGCUGUGUGUGCUCAGCUCGACUGCGGUGGAAUCACAAGCCAAUCCAGUGCCUGCACACUCAAUGAUGCCAGUGAGGUCACGGCUCCUUCCCAGGGAUCAGUUCUGGACACGGACGUUCCUAAGCCACGAGUCCCCAAGAUCACGAGCGACAGCUUCAUCACUGCCCUGGUGUCUGAUCGCUCUGACUCUACUGUACCUGAGGGAAACCAGGUGACGAGUCAAGGGCCCGAUUCCUCUAUCAUGACCCCGACACUUCCGUGCAGCCAGGCGGAUGGCGCUGAUACACCGUGGAGUAAUGUUGACUUGGAGGAGAUGAAGGGAUCCAUACCCAGAACCGCCCAGAGCUCUCUGGCCACGUACCCAUUUGAGCUGGAGCAGAAGACGGUGGAGCAGGAGGACGUGCCGCCCUGGGCCUGGGUCACCGGAGGAGGAUGUGACAUCGACUCCAGCUCACCCAUCAGCUGGCUGAACACCUCAGAUGCAGGACCCAUUUCUCCAUCCAUCACACCUGCCCUCAGUGUCACACACACACCCACAGAGAAAACUCCACACGACAGAGACUCGUCAGGAGACACGUUGCUUGACUCAGGAGGUGAAGGACUUGUGUGUGUGUGUCAGUGUGUGCGUGUGAUCAGAGGCUGUAUGUGUUGGUGGAGAGACUGGUCUCCUCAUCAGUGGGAGGAUGUGAGUUUGAUGCUGGAGCAGGUGAGAUGUGCUGGAGAUCAGACAGAGCACAUCCUCUACUUCUACUACACCCAAAACCACCAGAAGAAGUACGUGCACACGUUGAUAAAGGAGGUGACAGCACUGGUGCCUGUGUUCAGAGACUCUCUCUACACUAUGGCUGUGUACACGGCUGAACGCACUCGACAGAGACGUCCCAUUUUACUGGCAACUCACUCUCAACAAGACUACAAUACUUGGCUUUCUCUGUUGCAUGAGUCGUGCAGUGAAUCCAGAGGUCUGGGACAUUAUCUGUCUAAACAGGCCCUGUGGGCUGUGACCUCUAAAGGUGACAUCAUGGUCCAUGAGCCUUCACCCAGCCUGGAGGGUUCAGCUCAGUAUUUACCCUGUGAACAGAUGUUCUGGCGUCAGGUUCCGGGUCACCUGCUCUGUGUGGAGUCUAACAGUCUGGGUGUGGUGUGGGGUAUCGGUCACGAUCACACUGCUUGGGUCUACACGGGGGGCUUCAGGAGAGACUCUCCUCAGGGAAAUGAAAAUAUUGAGCAGACAAUAACUGAUGAUCGGGGCGUCUACGUCUAUGAGAACCAGCGGUGGAACCCGAUGACGGGAUACACAGAUAAGGGUCUUCCAACAGAUCGCUACAUGUGGAGCGAUGCAUCAGGUGUAAGAGAGUGUACCAAAGAGAACACCAACCCUCCCUCACCCCAGUGGAUAUGGGUGUCUGAUUGGACAGUAGACUACGGUGUCCCCGGAGGGUCAGAUAAAGAAGGCUGGCAGUAUGCUGCAGAUUUCCAUAUGACCUUCCAAGGUUACAAGACAAUGAAGGACUUUGUGCGACGCAGGCGGUGGGUGAGGAAGUGUCAGGUCGCUCUCACUGGACCUUGGCAGAACGUUCCUCCCAUCCCUCUGAGUGACAUCACCAUCCUCCCGUGUCUGACUCAGUGCAGCGUGGAGCAGGUUCCUCUGUGGGCCAUCAGCGAGAAGGGGGAUGUGCUGUGUCGUCUGGGGGUCACAGCUGAUAACCCUGCCGGUAACUCCUGGCUUCAUGUAGGGACAGAUCAGCCCUGUAAAUCCAUCUCCAUAGGUGGAGGUCAUCAGGUGUGGGCCAUUGCCAGGGAUGGUGCCAUCUUCUACAGGGGCUCUGUGUCUGCCCACAACCCAGCGGGUGAAUGCUGGUAUCACAUUCCCUCUCCACCGAGACAAACCCUCAAACAGGUGUGUGUGGGCAGAAUCUCUGUCUAUGCUGUGGAUGAAAACAGUAAUCUGUGGUACAGACAGGGGUUGACACCCAGCUAUCCUCAGGGCUCUGCAUGGGAACUCAUCUCCAGCAAUGUGUGCAAGGUGUCUGUUGGACCGCUGGACCAGGUGUGGAUAAUCGCUGAUAAAGUGGCAGGUUUUCCAUCAGAGAGUUCAGGAACUGUGUGCCACAGGCUGGGAGUGAAACCCAUGCACCCAAAAGGCCUGAGCUGGGACUUUGGCAUAGGAGGUGGAUGGGAGCAUCUGUCCGUGAGAGGAAACGCCACAGAAGCCCAGCGUGUGCUUCCCCGCAGUCCACUUCCCUGCCGGACAAAGAGCCAGGUGAACGGGAAUGCCGUGGGCCGCUAGACAUCGUGCACACACAGCAUCAUCUGCACAGAUAGACCGUACGUCCCCUUGUCCUUUAACCACAUGUGACUUGUUUCUUUUCUUAGUCCACCUGCCUGCACAAUAAACCUUGUUUUCAUGUUUUGUGGAAAGUUCUUUUGAGUUGUGACUCUGAAUGGUGUACGUUUAUGAUUUAAGUAGCCUUGUAAAGUAAACUUUUGUUUUGUCAUUUUUAAUGUUACGAGCAUGUCAUAUUUCUGUUACUGUCAUCUGUGUUUGUGAUUUUGGUUUGACAUUCUUGUAUGUCAACAUGAAACAACAUUUGCAACCCAUUGAACGUUCAUACCGUGAUGUCAUUAUUUAAAAGGACGCUGCAUUACUACAACAGCAGCCUAGAAAGCUACUUGGCCUCGACUGUUUCAAUAACCCGAUAACCCACAUGCUCACCUACAGCCGCUGAUAUCAGCAAAACAUCAAAAUUGUGUCAGAGAUGCAGAGUGACUUACAAGAUGUUACUAAUGGGGCAGGGACUCAGAUUGAAGCAUUGAAGCAAAGUUAACAAACAGGACCUUGCUAUUUU
This is a messenger RNA of Triplophysa dalaica, 4070 nucleotides long. It is a transcript of the gene tecpr1b, whose product is annotated as tectonin beta-propeller repeat containing 1b. The record is from RefSeq and is a predicted model, not a curated record. The transcript is spliced from 25 exons. Gene Ontology annotation, cellular component: membrane. Bases 116 to 3511 code for a protein of 1131 amino acids. NCBI's taxonomy places the organism in Eukaryota, Metazoa, Chordata, Actinopteri, Cypriniformes, Nemacheilidae.